Schistosoma guineensis is the source of this 1284-nucleotide messenger RNA. NCBI's taxonomy places the organism in Eukaryota, Metazoa, Platyhelminthes, Trematoda, Strigeidida, Schistosomatidae. The record is from the annotation of a GenBank genome assembly.
AAACAGUUCCACAACGGGCAUCCGGGGAUAAGUAAAAUGAAGUCACUAGCUCGUAGCUAUGCAUACUGGCCGUCAAUGGACCAUGAGAUAGAGCAAAAAUGUCGCAGCUGUUGGUCCUGUCAAGAGGCUGCAAAGAAUCCAACGAGAGCUGAGCCACAACCAUGGCCUAAACCGGACGGGCCUUGGCAAAGAAUACAUGCUGAUUUCGCCGGACCGAUACAAGGCAGGAAUUACUUAGUUGUUGUAGAUGCUUUCACAAAAUGGCCGGAAGUAUAUGACAUGCCGAAUACGACUUCAGAGAGUACCAUAAGAAGAUUGUCAGGAUUGUUUGCCUGUUUUGGGGUUCCAGAGAUCUUAGUGACUGACAAUGGUACUCAGUUUAUGUCAUCUGCCUUCAAACGCUUCUGCAACGAGAAUGGCAUAUUGCAUCUACAAUCUCCUCCAUACCAUCCUCAGUCGAAUGGCCAGGCAGAAAGAUUCGUGGAUACAAUUAAAAGAGCUCUGGUCAAAGGGGGAGGUGAGGGUGUCCCGGAACAAGUGAUUAAUAAGUUCUUGAUGUCUUACAGAGUUACCCCUAAUCCGGCAGUACCAGAAGGAAAGUCUCCGGCCGAGUGUAUGUUCGGAAGGAAAAUCCGGACAGUUUUUAACAGUAUGUUGCCGCCCAGAAAGACAAAUAAACCCACGAAUGAAAAUCGUAAGGUCAAUCGUAGCUUCCAGGUGGGUGAAAAAGUACUUGUCAGAUCGUAUCAAGGUAAUAGGAAGUGGGAACCAGGUGUCAUAGAACGUCGAAUCGGAAAUGUGCUGUACCUAGUCCGGAAAGAUGUCGGGAAAUGCAUAAGACAUAUAAAUCAAAUGCAAAGAAAUGAUAGUAUAGUGGUCACAGAAAACCGGCUUCCAUUUCAAUUGCUCGUAGAUUCAUCUCAGAAGAACCAUCAUGAGCGCGAAUAUCGAAAAGACAAACGGCGCAGAGAGAAAGCUGUACAACCCUCGAGAGUAAUGAACCGCAAGAGGAAUGCGACACCCAAGUUUCAGGUGGAUCCAAGAAAAAAAUCUUAUACAACGGACUUUAAAGGGGGGAGGUGUGACGACGGACUACCGGUGAACUCGAGGAAGCUGUAAGAGGCUCAUAAGGAGCCGAAGACGUUCCAUCCAAUCACCUUUCGAAAGAAUGUUCUAGAAUUCCAACGUGUAGCUUCCCCAUUGGAUAAUGCUAAUAACCCCCUGUACGCGGAUUGGAAGACUGUAAUGAUGAUUUCGUUCUCACCAAAAACUAUAAAUACCUGA